CAACGAAGACGUCGCCUCGUCUCCCAAGCCACCUGGAUAAGUCAUCUCGUGUGCGGUUCGUCUGCGAAACCGGUCAUAAUUCGAUCCGCUGUUUCGUUUUUGUGUAGUGUCGCGUCGCGUUGGGAAAACUCGGAAAACCCGCGCUUAGCUGCAACCCAGUAGAAAUGCGCUGCUUCCUGCCCCUGGUGGCCCUGCUCUUGGCAGCGGGUGUCCACGCGGAUGUGUCCCACCUGGACACGGAUCUUCAGGAGGAUGGCUACCAUUACAAGCAGCCCUCGGUGCCUUUUCCGCCGCCGGACUCCGGAAACGGCAUUGAGGACUCGGGCAUAGGAGGCCCAGGACCUGGACCGGCGCCCACUGCCCCGGCUCCAUCGUACGGUCCGCCGCAGACGCAGCCACCACGUCCGCCGCCGCAGCCCACUCCUACAGCUCCAGCUCCUUCUUAUGGACCUCCUCAGACACAGCCACCUCGUCCUCCACCACAGCCCACUCCUACGGCUCCGGCUCCGUCUUAUGGACCUCCGCAGACGCAGCCACCUCGUCCUGCGCCUCAGCCAGUGCCCACUCAGCCUGCUCCUUAUAGACCUCCACAGCCUCAGCCUCCUUCGCCGCAGCCUGGACCCGAGUAUCUUCCUCCGGACCAGCCCAAACCACGUCCCACCCCAUCGCGCCCGCAGCCACCACCACCACCACCUCCCAGGCCGCAACCCACUCCAGGAUAUGGACCACCGCCGGCACCACCGUCGCCUCCCAGGCCGCAACCCACUCCAGGAUAUGGACCACCACCGGCACCUCCAGCACCCCCAGCACCCACUCCAGGAUACGGACCACCACCAACGCAGCAGCCGCCACGUCCCCAGCCUCCGCGUCCCCAGCCUCCCAGGCCCCAACCUCCUAGCCCACCGCCGCCACCACGACCCUCGCCAGGAGCUGAGUACCUGCCGCCUCCCGGAGAGAACGAGGUGACUCCGCCGCAACCACAGCCCACUGCUCCGGCUCCAGAGUACGGACCACCACCAUCCUCGCCACCUGCACCGCCACCAGGACCCACUUAUCAGCCACGUCCGCCCACUCCGCCAAGUCCACCUGCACCGACCUACCAGCCCCGCCCACCGGCACCAAGUCCCCCUGCACCACCACCAGGACCCACUUAUCAGCCGCGUCCUCCGGCACCACCAGCACCAACCUAUCAGCCACAGCCACCUUCGCCUCCGGCACCACCAGCACCCACUUAUCAGCCCCGUCCACCAGCACCACCGGCACCACCCACUCCGGAGUACGGACCACCACCCACCAGCGGCGGAGAGGAGGCUGGAUCCCUGGGACCCGAUGGCUACAACUACAAUAAGCCUGCCAGACCCUUUACCUUUUAGAAAAGCGGCUCUUGUGCCCGACACUGUCCGAUGAUCUACCAUUGGACCCACAGCCCGCAACUCAAAUCUUUUCCAAAUAAAAACAAAUCUCGAAAGCCAAA
This is a messenger RNA of Drosophila serrata, 1474 nucleotides long. RefSeq lists its product as uncharacterized. NCBI's taxonomy places the organism in Eukaryota, Metazoa, Arthropoda, Insecta, Diptera, Drosophilidae. The record is from RefSeq and is a predicted model, not a curated record.